This is a messenger RNA of Mugil cephalus (flathead mullet), 7130 nucleotides long. RefSeq names its product proteasome activator subunit 4a (gene psme4a). Lineage: Eukaryota; Metazoa; Chordata; Actinopteri; Mugiliformes; Mugilidae. Gene Ontology annotation, biological process: proteasomal ubiquitin-independent protein catabolic process. Gene Ontology annotation, molecular function: proteasome binding; peptidase activator activity. The transcript has 48 exons. The record is from RefSeq and is a predicted model, not a curated record. The coding region runs from base 481 to 6024 and encodes 1847 amino acids. Gene Ontology annotation, cellular component: spermatoproteasome complex; cytosol; nucleus.
UGCAGUCUCCUUUGCCGUAGUUGGAUGAAUCAGUCGACGUUGACAGUCCUCGGGAUAUGACAGAGCUUUUGUAGUAGGGAGCUAACUUUAGCUGGACCGUUAGCUGGUUGCCGGGGGUGUUAGCACUGCGUUAGCCGAAAAAGAGCAAUUCAAGUGCCAAGGCGUUUUGUUUUUUGGAGGAAAAGAAGAAGAAGCGAUUUUCGUUAACCUUAAAAUCUUUACAAGAUGAGGCUGAAUACUAGAGGAAGCUAAGUUAACUUAGGCUAAAUGGUUAGCUAGAUAGCUUGACAUCAACUUGUGAAUCACAUAACUUUAGUCUGUGUGUGUGGGCCAUAACAACUUGACUAGUCAUCAUUGGGGUUAACUAGCGGGGCGGCUUAUAGCUUUUUAUUACUAUUAUUAUUAGCCAGGUAGCAUAACAACUUUUUUUUAUUAUUAUUAUUGCUAGCAUAGUGAAGCUAGCCGGUUGGGUUUUGUAACAUGAAAGGGGCACAGUCUGACACAUUGGAUUUUGUCCCUCAGAAAGACAUCGUAUACAACAAACUUCUUCCGUACGCGGACAGGCUAGAUGAUGAGUCCAGGGAUAUUUUGAGCAAAAUUAAAGGAAAUUUGGGCCGGGCCGUUCAACUCAGAGAGAUAUGGCCCGGUGUCCUGUUUUGGACGAGGAAACUUUCCACGUAUAUGAGACUGUAUGGGCGGAAAUUCAGCAAAGAAGACCAUGUGCUGUUCAUCAAGUUGCUGUACGAGCUAGUGACGAUCCCCAGACUGGAGAUCAGCAUGAUGCAGGGCCUUGCUCGGCUUCUUAUCAACCUCCUCAAGAAAAGGGAACUUCUGUCAAGGGAGGACCUUGAGUUGCCGUGGCGACCACUAUACGAGUUGUACGAUAGGAUACUUUUCUCCAAGACGGAGCAUCUAGGCCUCAACUGGUUUCCCAAUUCUCCACGGCCUCGUUCAUCCUUUAAACUCGUAAUGCUAAAAUUGGUACAGAGGUGCUCUGUGGAAGGUGUGUUGAAAACACUCGUGAAAAGCUGCAGACCAUACUUUUCAGAGUCUGCAACUCAGGAGAUGUUGGAUGAGUGGAGACCACUCCUCUGUCCGUUUGAUGUCACCAUGCAAAGAGCAAUCAGCUACUUUGAGCUUUUUCUACCCACAACUCUGCCUCCGGACCUGCAUUGCAAGGGCUUUAAGUUGUGGUUCGAUGAGCUGAUCAGCUUGUGGGUGGCUGUGCAAAAUCUUCCAAGCUGGGAAGUUCAUCUGGUCAACCUGUUUGCACGCUUAGCCAAUGACAACAUUGGCUACAUCGACUGGGACCCGUACAUCCCUAAGAUUUUCACAAGAAUCCUGAGGAGUUUGAAUCUCCCCGUGGGGACCAGUCAGAUGAUGGUACCACGAUACAUCACCAAUGCCUACGACAUCAGCCAUGUGGUGCUCUGGGUGUCGUCCCUCCUGGGAGGACCCAGCAAGCAAGCUCAAGGCCAGCUCAGUGGCCUUUUCAACAGUAUUACAUCCUUCUUCCACCCAUCGAACCACGGCCGCUGGUUGAUGAAGCUCAUGAAGCUGCUCCAGCGUCUCCCGGCGGCGGUGGUUCGGCGGCUGCACAGAGAGCGCUACAGAAAGCCCACAUGGCUAACGCCGAUACCAGACAGUCACAAGCUCUCAGAGGAGGACAUCACAGACUUUGUGAAGAGCAUGAUGCAGCCAGUUCUGCUGGCCAUGUUUAGCAAGACGGGCAGCCUCGACGCCGCCCAGGCCCUGCAAAACCUGGCUCUGAUGAGGCCUGAACUGGUCAUUCCUCCCGUGCUGGAGCGAACAUACCCCGCUCUGGAGACUUUAACAGAGCCUCACCAGCUGACCGCCACCCUGAGCUGCAUGAUUGGUGUGGCACGGAGCCUGGUGUCAGGUGGGCAGCGCUUUCCCGAGGGCCCCACUCACAUGCUGCCCCUCCUCAUGAGGGCUCUGCCAGGGGUCGACCCGAACGACUUCAGCAAGUGCAUGAUCACAUUCCAGUUUAUUGCUACAUUUGUGACUCUUGUGCCUUUGGUGGACUGUUCGUCUGUCCUACAUGAAAGAACCGACUUGACAGAGGUUGAAAGAGAGAUGUGCUCAGCCUCUGCUGAGUUUGAAGACUUUGUUCUUCAGUUCAUGGACAGAUGUUUCGCCCUGAUCGACAGCAGCACUCUGGAGCAGACUCGAGAGGAAACUGAAACGGAGAAAAUGACUCAUUUAGAGAGUCUGGUGGAGCUCGGACUGUCCUCCACCUUCAGCACCAUCCUCACGCAGUGCUCUUUGGACAUCUUCAAGGUUGCUCUGGAAAAAGUGUUCAACUUUGCGACCACCAACAUCUUUGAGACGCGUGUAGCUGGAAGAAUGGUGGCUGACAUGUGCAGAGCUGCAUCCAAGUGUCACCCUGCAGAGUCCCUCAAGAUGUUUGUGCCACACUGCUGCAACGCCAUAAACCACAUCGCUGUCCAUGAGGAAGUGUUGAAUGAGGAGGAGCUUGACAAGGAGCUGAUGUGGAACCUCCAGCUGCUUUCCGAGGUGACGAGGGUGGACGGUGACAAGCUCCUGCCCUACCGUUCUGACCUGGUUCAGAUUUUGCAGUUGACGCUGCACCUCAAAUGUAAACAGGGCUACAUUCUAGCUUGUAACCUGCUGCACCACAUUCUUCGCUCUACUGCCCUCAUUUACCCCACCGAGUACUGCAGCGUGCCAGGAGGCUUCCACAAACCAGUCAGCGACUACCUACCCAUCAAGGACUGGGGUCGGCCUGGUGACUUGUGGAAUUUGGAUAUCCGGUGGCAUGUUCCCAGUGCUGAGGAAACCUCACUGGCUUUUUAUUUACUGGACCUGAUCCUCCAGCCGGAACUUCAGCGCCUUCAGAGAUACGCACAAGGAGAACAGGACAUGAGCAGAGAUGAUGUCCUACAGAGCCUCACCAUUGUUCAGCACUGCCUCCUGGGAGCCGGGAGUCUGAUGCCUCCACUGAAAGGAGAGCCCAUCCCUGACCUGGUUCAGAGCCUGGUGAAUCUAGAUGAGACCACUCUCUAUACAGGGAUGGUGUAUGAUGAGUCCAGAGAGAACUACAGAGAUGCCAUCUGCAGAGUGAUGAGACAGCUGCUGCAUUACAUCCUGGAGCACUCUGAAGAUGACACCAAAUCUCUUUUCUCCAUCAUCAAGAUUAUCAGCGACCUUUUGCACUUCAAAGGUUCUCACAAGCACGAGUUUGACUCCCGCUGGAAAAGCUUCAACCUCGUGAAGAAAUCAAUGGAAAACAGACUUCAUGGCAGAAAGCAGCACAUCAGAGCUCUGCUGAUAGACAGGGUCAUGCUCCAGCAUGAGCUGCGGAAGCUGACAGUGGAAGGAUGUCAGUAUAGGAGCAUUCACCAGGAGCUGAUGAGAGAUCUGUUGAGGCUUUCCACAAGCACCUACAGUCAAGUGCGCAGCAGAGCUCAGAAUGUGUUGUUCACUGCACUGGGAACCUACAAUUUCUGCUGCAGAGACCUGAUCCCCCACGUCUUAGAGUUCCUCAACCCGGAGAACAGCAGUGUCACUCAGCAGCAGUUCAAAGGUGCCUUGUACUGUCUUCUGGGUAAUCACAGUGGAGUGUGCUUGGCCAACCUGCACGACUGGGAGUGCAUUUCUCUGACGUGGCCCGCCAUCGUGCGCUCUGGCCUCAGCUCAGCCAUGUCUCUGGAAAAGCCCUCCAUAGUGCGGCUCUUCGAUGACCUUGCGGACAAAAUCCAUCGGCAGUAUGAAACCAUCGGCAUCGACUUCUCGAUUCCUGGUGAGUGCUGUGAUUUGGCCAAACUGCUGAUGACCACUGGAAAGCCUUUGUCUGCGGAACCUGUUCUUUCAGACGAAGAAGCAGAGAACGGAUUAAAGCGUCAAGAGCAAAAGAACUCUGAGUCUGUCAAGAAAUACAAACAGCUCAUUGAAGAUCUGCUGGACAGCCUCAACAACAGGAACAUGCCUUGGAAGUUUGAACACAUCACGAUAGGAUUCCUGUCACUGCUGCUUAGAGACGACCAGCAGCUCCCACCGGCCGCCGUUACGUUCUUCGUGAAAAACCUCAACCACGACUCUCUCUACGUCCGUAAGGUGGCGAUAUCAGCUGUGGCAGGGAUCAUGAAACAAAUAAAGAAACCGCAUAAGAAAGUCCCCAUCAGCCCCUCUGAGCUUUGUGGAGUGAAGGAGCUAAGUGAGACUGUAGCAGGAGACCGAGCAGACAACCAGUGGCUCCAGUAUAACAGCAGCAAACUGCCACAGACAAAGCAGGACUGGGAUCAGUGUGUGUUUGUGGAAAAGACUCACUGGGGAUACUACUGCUGGCCAAGAAAACUGAUGAUGUAUGCACCACUUGAGGAGCAACCCGAACAGAGCGUGAGCAGAGAGCAAAUGACAGAGCGGGAGCAGAUCAUCUUCGACCAUUUCUCCGACCCGGUCUUCAUCAACCAGUUCAUCGAGUUCCUCUCUCUUGAGGACCGUAAGGGCAAAGACAAGUUCAGCCCUCGCAGAUUCUGUUUGUUCAAGGGAUUGUUUCGCAACUUCAACGAUGCCUUUCUGCCUCUGCUGAGGCCCCACAUGGAACGCCUGGUGGCAGACACCCAUGAGAGCAAGCAACGCUGUGUUGCGGAGAUCAUUUCUGGACUGAUCAGAGGCUCCAAGCACUGGAGCUACUCACAGGUUGAGAAUCUCUGGAAGGUGUUGUGCCCUUUGCUCCGAACCGCCCUCUCUAACAUCACUAUAGAAACCUACGCAGACUGGGGCACCUGCAUCGCUACAGCCUGUGAGAGCAGAGACCCACGCAAGCUUCACUGGCUGUUUGAGAUGCUAAUGGAGUCUCCGGUCAACGGAGAGGGCGGCUCUUUCGUCGAUGCCUGUCGUCUGUACGUGCUGCAGGGAGGCCUGGCUCAGCAGGAGUGGCGGGUACCGGAGCUCCUGCACAGGUUGCUACAAUACUUGGAGCCCAAACUCACACAGGUCUACAAGAACGUGCGUGAACGGAUCGGCAGCGUGCUCACGUACAUCUUCAUGAUUGAUGUCCGCUUGCCAUACACUCAGCCAACCUCCUCCCCUCGCAUCUCAGACUUCACAGAGCGAAUGCUCUUGCAACUGAAGCCCCUGACUGAGGGUGAUGAGGAGAUCCAGAACCACGUGGUGGAGGAGAACGAGGUGGGAGUGCAGGAUGAGAGGACAAAAGCAAUCAAGCUAUUAAAAACAGUGCUGAAGUGGCUGAUUGCAAGCGCCGGCCGCUCCUUCUCAACUGCUGUCCCAGAACAACUACGCUUCCUCCCUCUGCUCUUCAAGAUUGCUCCAGUUGAGAAUGAUGACAGCUAUGAUGAACUUAAGAGGGAUGCAAAGACCUGCCUGUCUCUGAUGUCCCAGGGACUCCUCUACCCAGAACAGAUCCCCAUGGUCCUCAGGGCCCUGCAGGAGAUUGCAGGCAGCAGCUCCUGGCAUGCCCGCUACACGGUGCUCACAUACCUCCAGAUUAUGGUGUUUUACAACCUGUUCACAUUCAUGAGUGACCAGAAAGCAGUGGAAGACGUGCGGGCUCUGGUGAUAAGACUGCUGGAGGACGAGCAGCUGGAGGUAAGAGAAAUGGCCGCCACGACACUCAGUGGCUUCCUUCAGUGCAAUUUCCUGUCCAUGGAUGCCCCCAUGCAGGCACAUUUUGAGGCACUCUGCAAGACUUGCCUGCCCAAGAAGAGGAAGCGGGAGCUCGGCUCUAUAGUGGACACCAUACCCUCUGCUGACCUGGUGCGCCGCCAUGCCGGUGUUCUGGGGUUGAGUGCUUGUAUUCUCUCCAGCCCGUAUGAUGUGCCCACCUGGAUGCCACAACUGUUGAUGGACCUAAGUGCUCACCUCAACGACACACAACCCAUUGAAAUGACUGUGAAGAAAACUCUGUCGAACUUCAGACGAACUCACCAUGACAACUGGCAGCAACAUAAGCAGCAAUUCACAGAUGACCAGCUGCUGGUCCUCACUGACCUGCUCGUCUCCCCCUGUUACUAUGCCUAAAACCUGUUUGGGAACACCCCAGACAGUAGAAACACCAGCCUGCAUUGGGGAGGAGACCGAAAAAAGACACAGCAUCCUUGCAUCUGCGGAAAAAGAGUGGCACACAAUGGAACAGGGUUGUGGCAAACAGAAGGAUUAAGAUGAUGUGUAUUUAUGUAUUUAGCUCAUUUCCAUUUCUACUAUACUUAAUAUUUAAGGAUCAAUCAUAGCAGGAACGAAUGACCUGCCGUUUGUAACAUUAUUGUACAGAUCUUUCUUUCUUUCUUUUUUUUUUUGGUUUGUUUGUGUGUGUGCAUGUAUACAGGUGUGUGCGUGUGUGUGUGUGUGUGUGUUUAUGGGAUGCUUGAAGACAUCUACCGGUGUCCCACACAUUUCUCAGGAUUUAAUCCCAAGUAUCAGCUCUGAGCCAACACAAUGUCCAGUGUAGGACAUAGACUUUACUAUCUUCCAAUAGUGAAGUGAAAACACACAGAGAAAAUGAUGAUUUCUUUAGAUUAGACUUAAACUUGAAACAUGCAGUGUUUGUGUGGCUGUUUGUUCUAUACAUGAUUAUAUGCAUGCCGCAUGUAUAUAUAUCAUGGAUAGAAAAUAUGCACAAACCUUCUUAUUUAUUUACUUUUUUUUGAAGUGCUAAUUAUUCAUUUCUUUCUUUUCCCAUGAAGUAAAACAUAAAAGCAGAUGACUGAGCUGUUAGCAACAGAGCCUGUUUUCAUCUAAUCUUGCAAAGAAAGGGAGAGUUCAAGCUCCCCGCUGCCGUGCUGUGUGGUGCGUUUGUUGUGAGGGCCUAAGCACAAUUAGAUCACCAUGUGAUGUGUUCACGGUGCAAGCAAGAAAAAAAAAAGAUGCCUCGUCCAUAUGUUUCUUCUUAUUUUCAGUAUCAUUUCAGAAAAACACACCGUGAGACAAAAUUUCUUUGGUUUGCUUAUGUUUUCCCCUGAUGACUUGAAACCAAUUGAAGCAUUGAAGCAUUUAGUACCUCACUUACAAAAUAGUGUAGUGCCAAACCUGCAGUGUUUUUUUUUGUUUGUUUGUUUUGUUUGUUUUUUUUAGAUACACUGCUUGCUUGUUCACAGCGCUUACAAUAAAUUGUUUUUAACAAAAAAAAA